CUGAAAAGCGAAAAACGCCACAAUUAGAAUGAAAGUGACUUUCCCAGAUGGUGGAUCUGGAAAAAUGAAAAGUGGUGUUAAAGAAAAACCGCCAACGAGAUGGGUAUUGCUGAAAUUUUUUUGGCGGGUUUGUGUUUAAAUGCUACAUGUGAUGAUGAUUAUAUACCCAGCACUUCUAUUAAAUUAUUAAGAUUCGCUAAGUUAGAACAAGAACUUCAGACAGAAACUUUAGUUAUUACCACCUUACAGAAUGGAGAAUUAAGCGGUUAUGAAACAGUAAACGACACUGUAGUUGGAACUGGGAUUGCAUUUGAUAUCAUCAAGAUUCUCCAAGAUAAAUAUAAAUUUAACUAUACCAUAGUUUUACCAGAAGAUGACACGUUUCUGGGAGAACAAUCCCAAAAGACUGCUAAAAAGCUACUGGAAACAAAGAAAGUUGAUUUGGCCGUUGCCUUUCUUCCUAUAAUAGAAAACAUCAGAAACGAAAUCGUCUACUCAACCAGUUUUGAUGUUGCCGAAUGGGCAGUCUUGAUGAACAGACCUGAUGAAUCCGCUACUGGAUCUGGAUUGUUGGCACCUUUUACAACUCAAGUGUGGAUUUUGAUCAUAUUCUCCAUUCUCGUCGUAGGACCAAUCAUUUUUUUGAUGGUAUUACUUCGUGCACGUUUGUGUAGAGAUGAUAAAAGUGAGGUUUAUUCAUUGUCAACUUGUUUAUGGUUUGUCUAUGGAGCGUUACUCAAGCAGGGCUCCACUGUUAAUCCAAGAACAGAUUCUUCACGUCUUUUAUUUUCAACAUGGUGGUUGUUUAUCUUAAUUUUAACAGCUUUUUAUACAGCAAAUUUGACCGCUUUCUUGACUCUCUCAAAAUUUACACUACCUAUCACUACGCCAGAGGAAAUUGGCAAGAAGCAUUAUAGUUGGGUCACGAAUAGAGGAAAUCCGGUUAGGGAUAAAAUAAUUUCAGAAAAAAAUGAUGAGCACAUCUAUCAAGAUAAAUUAAUUAAGACAAUUGGUAAUUUGAAAGUUUUUGCGAAUCAUUCAGAUAUGAAUAUACUGAAUACAUUCGUCAAAAAAAGGAAGAUGAUGUUCAUAAGAGAGAAAACUGUAAUAAAUCAUAUAAUGUAUCAAGAUUAUAGAGAGAAAGCUAAAAAUGGCGUUGAAGAAGAACAUCGAUGCACUUUUGUUGUUGCUAAGUUCCCAAUUACAAAAUUUUCAAGAGCUUUCGCUUAUUCGAAAGAUUUUAAAUACGUAGAAUUAUUUGAUUACGCUAUCCAAAGGCUAAUAGAAGGCGGAAUAAUCGAAUUCAAGCUGAAUGAAAAUCUCCCAGAUGCGCAAAUAUGUCCGCUCGAUUUAGGCAGCACAGAACGUAAAUUAAGAAACACAGAUCUUCUCCUUACUUACAUUUUAGUUGGAGGAGGCCUAGCGGUUGCAUUGUGCGUUUUUCUCAUGGAGAUCUUAUGGAGAGUAUGUCAGAGAAGAAACAAACAGAAGAAAAAAAGAAAACCGCAUCAAACUCAUUUUCUUGCGAAUAAUUACAAUGCAAUCAUUAAGACAGGUCUGUCUAACUUGACACCUCCUCCGUCUUAUCAGACGCUUUUCAAGCCGCCGUUUUAUUUCAAAGAUGAGGGCGGAAAAAAGACCAAUAUCAACGGUAGGGAUUAUUGGAUAGUGAAUGGAAAGAACGGUUUUAGACAAAUGAUACCCUUACGCACCCCUUCAGCUUUGCUUUUUCAAUUUUCGAAUUAAGCACUUGUGUUUUGUUUGAAAUAAAUACAUAAUGUU
This is a messenger RNA of Psylliodes chrysocephalus, 1782 nucleotides long. The record is from the annotation of a GenBank genome assembly. Lineage: Eukaryota; Metazoa; Arthropoda; Insecta; Coleoptera; Chrysomelidae.